GCAGCAGCGGUCAAGUCUGCUCUCUUUAGGAGGGGCCUCACUGUGGAGGCAGCGCUGUGCCUGUGGUGCAUACCAAAGCCCAAAUACAUGCCUGCAUUUCAAUUGUGUGUAGCUGCUGGUUGCAUACAGGGUCGCCUGAUCAUCAGGGGGAAUAUCGGACUGCGUGGUGAACAGGAUCUGACUGCUGCUUCGCUGGAUAACGUUUCACCAGGUGGCCACGUUGCUCUGGUAAACCCCAGAUAAGAUGUCUCAUCGGAGUGGCCAAGAGGACCCAGAGCGGUACCUGUUUGUGGACCGGGCUGUCAUUUACAACCCAGCGACGCAGGCCGACUGGACAGCCAAGAAGCUAGUGUGGGUCCCCUCGGAGCGCCAUGGCUUCGAGGCAGCCAGCAUCCGGGAGGAGCGGGGCGAGGAGGUACUGGUGGAGCUGGCAGAAAAUGGCAAGAAGGUGGUCAUCAAUAAGGAUGACAUCCAGAAGAUGAAUCCCCCGAAGUUUAGCAAAGUGGAGGACAUGGCGGAGCUCACCUGUCUGAAUGAGGCAUCUGUGCUCCACAACCUGAAAGACAGAUACUACUCUGGACUCAUAUACACAUACUCGGGGUUGUUCUGUGUGGUCAUCAACCCCUACAAGAACCUACCCAUCUAUUCAGAGAACAUCAUCGAGAUGUACAGAGGGAAGAAGAGGCAUGAGAUGCCUCCACACAUUUACGCCAUCUCUGAAUCUGCAUACCGCUGCAUGCUCCAAGAUCGAGAGGACCAAUCAAUCCUUUGCACGGGUGAAUCAGGGGCUGGAAAGACAGAGAAUACGAAGAAAGUGAUCCAGUACCUGGCUCAUGUCGCCUCCUCACACAAAGGACGCAAAGACCACAACAUUCCUCCCGAAUCUCCCAAAGCAUUCAAGCUACAGGCAAGUGCAUCUCCAGCUUUCUCUAAACCGGGCGAGUUGGAACGUCAGCUCCUGCAAGCCAACCCAAUCCUCGAGUCUUUUGGCAAUGCAAAGACAGUGAAAAAUGACAACUCAUCUCGCUUUGGGAAGUUCAUCAGAAUCAACUUCGAUGUUGCAGGAUACAUCGUCGGGGCCAACAUCGAAACUUAUCUUCUGGAGAAGUCCAGGGCCAUCAGGCAGGCCAAAGAUGAGAGGACCUUUCACAUCUUCUACCGGCUGCUGGCAGGAGCUGGAGAACAUCUCAGAACUGACCUGCUCCUCGAAGGCUUCAACAACUAUCGCUUCCUGUCAAACGGUAACCUCCCCAUCCCCGGUCAGCAGGACAAGGAGAACUUCCAGGAGACGCUGGAUGCCAUGCACAUCAUGAGUUUUUCCCAUGAUGAGAUCGUCUGCAUGCUGAAGGUGGUCUCUGCUGUGCUGCAGUUUGGGAACAUCGUCUUUAAAAAAGAAAGAAACACAGAUCAGGCCUCCAUGCCUGAAAACACAGCGGCUCAGAAGCUAUGCCAUCUGCUUGGGAUGAACGUAAUGGAGUUCACCAGAGCGAUUCUCACACCGAGGAUCAAGGUGGGACGAGACUACGUCCAAAAGGCGCAGACCAAAGAACAGGCUGAUUUUGCUGUUGAAGCUCUGGCGAAGGCGACAUACGAGCGUCUGUUUCGCUGGCUCGUCCAUCGCAUCAACAAAGCUCUGGACCGGACCAAACGACAGGGGGCGUCCUUCAUCGGUAUCCUGGACAUCGCUGGAUUUGAGAUCUUUGAGCUGAACUCCUUCGAGCAGCUGUGCAUAAACUACACCAACGAGAAGCUGCAGCAGCUCUUCAACCACACCAUGUUCAUCCUGGAGCAGGAGGAGUACCAGAGGGAGGGCAUCGAGUGGAGCUUUAUCGACUUUGGCCUGGACCUGCAGCCCUGCAUCGACCUCAUUGAGAGGCCGAAUAACCCUCCUGGUAUCCUUGCUCUGCUCGAUGAAGAGUGCUGGUUUCCUAAGGCCACUGAUAAGACAUUUAUCGACAAAGUGCUGCAGGAGCAGGGAACACACACCAAGUUUCAGAAGCCGAGGCAGCUGAAAGACAAAGCAGACUUCUGCAUCAUUCACUACGCAGGACGGGUGGAUUACAAAGCUGAUGAGUGGCUCAUGAAGAACAUGGAUCCUCUAAAUGACAACGUGGCCACACUGCUGCACCAGUCCACUGACAAGUUUGUAGCUGAGCUCUGGAAAGAUGUCGACAGAAUCGUGGGUCUGGAUCAGGUCGCAGGCAUGAAUGAGACGACAUUCGGAGCUGCAUACAAAACCAAGAAGGGCAUGUUUCGUACGGUGGGUCAGCUGUACAAAGAGCAGUUAUCGAAGCUGAUGGCGACCCUGAGGAACACAAACCCAAACUUUGUUCGCUGCAUCAUCCCCAACCACGAGAAACGGGCAGGUAAACUGGACCCUCAUCUGGUUCUGGAUCAACUGAGGUGUAACGGAGUUCUAGAAGGGAUCCGUAUCUGCAGACAAGGUUUCCCAAACCGCAUCGUCUUCCAGGAGUUCAGACAGAGGUACGAGAUCCUCACUCCAAAUGCCAUUCCUAAAGGCUUCAUGGAUGGAAAACAGGCCUGUGAGAGAAUGAUUCGAGCUCUGGAGCUGGACGGAAACUUGUUCCGCAUUGGUCAGAGUAAAAUCUUCUUCAGGGCCGGAGUCCUGGCUCACCUGGAGGAGGAGAGAGACCUGAAGAUCACCGACAUCAUCAUUUACUUCCAGGCUGUCUGUCGGGGAUACCUGGCACGCAAAGCGUUUGCUAAGAAGCAGCAGCAGCUCAGUGCUCUUAAAGUCCUCCAGAGAAACUGUGCAGCCUACCUGAAGCUGCGUCACUGGCAGUGGUGGAGGCUCUUCACAAAGGUGAAGCCUCUGCUGCAGGUGACCCGGCAGGAGGAGGAGAUGCAGGCCAAAGACGAGGAGCUGGUCAAGGUGAAGGAGAAGCAGACAAAGGUGGAGGGAGAGCUGGUGGAGAUGGAGAGGAAACAUCAGCAGUUGAUGGAGGAGAAGAACAUCCUGGCGGAGCAGCUCCAGGCCGAGACUGAGCUGUUCGCAGAGGCAGAGGAGAUGAGAGCUCGUCUGGCAUCUAAAAAGCAGGAGCUGGAGGAGAUCCUUCAUGACCUGGAGUCCAGGCUGGAGGAGGAGGAGGAGAGGACCCAGAGUCUGCAGAAUGACAAGAAGAAGAUGCAGUCACACAUCCAGGACCUAGAGGAGCAGCUUGAUGAGGAGGAGGCCGGCAGGCAGAAACUUCAGCUGGAGAAAGUGACAGCUGAGGCCAAAAUAAAGAAAUAUGAGGAGGAUAUUUUGCUGCUAGAAGACCAGAACUCCAAGUUCAUCAAGGAGAAGAAGCUGAUGGAGGAUCGAAUCAACGAGAUGAGCUCGGUGCUCGCCGAAGAGGAGGAAAAGGCCAAAAACCUGGGCAAGGUGAAGAACAAGCAGGAGAUGAUGAUGGUCGACCUGGAAGAGAGACUGAAGAAGGAGGAGAAAACUCGUCAGGAGCUGGAGAAGUCAAAGAGGAAGCUGGAUGGUGAAACAUCAGACUUACAGGACCAGAUCGCUGAGCUGCAUGGUCAGAUUGAAGAGUUCAAAGUUCAGAUGAGCAAAAAGGAAGAGGAGCAGCAGAUGAUGCAGGCCAGGGGUGAGGACGAGGUGAGUCAGAAGAACAACGCUCUGAAGCAGGUCAGGGAGCUGCAGGCCCAGCUGGCCGAGCUGCAGGAGGACCUCGAUUCAGAGAAAGUGGCUCGAAACAAGGCCGAGAAACUCAAGAGGGACCUGAGCGAGGAGCUGGAGGCUUUAAAGACCGAGCUGGAGGACACGCUCGAUACAACCGCCGCCCAGCAGGAACUCAGGACAAAGCGUGAACAGGAGGUCGCUGAGCUGAAGAAGACGAUCGAGGAUGAGUCCAAAAACCACGAGUCUCAGAUCCAGGAGAUGAGACAGAGGCAUGCCACUGCGCUGGAGGAGCUGUCUGAGCAGCUGGAACAGGCUAAGAGGUUUAAAGCUAACCUGGAGAAGACCAAGCAGAGCCAGGAGAGUGCCAACAAGGAGCUGGCCUGUGAGGUGAAGAGUCUGCAGCAGGCCAAGGUCGAGUCCGAGCACAAGAGGAAGAAAGUGGAGUCUCAGCUGCAGGAGCUCAUGGCCCGAGCCACAGAGGGAGAGAGAGCGAAGGGAGAGCUGGCCGAGAGAACACAUAAGCUACAGACUGAGCUUGACAACGUGUCGGCUUUGUUGGAAGAUGCAGAGAGGAAAGGAAUCAAGAUGGCGAAAGAUGUUUCUGGACUGGAGAGUCAGCUGCAGGACACACAGGAGCUGCUGCAGGAAGAGACUCGCCAGAAACUGAACCUGAGCAGUCGUAUCCGUCAGCUGGAGGAGGAGAAGAAUGGUCUUCAGGAGCAGCAGGAGGAGGACGAGGAGGCACGCAAGAAUCUGGAGAAGCAGAUCUUUACCCUGCAGUCACAGCUUUCAGACAGUAAGAAGAAGCUGGAGGACGACGUGGGAACAAUCGAUGCUUUGGAAGAGACGAAGAAGAAGCUGCAGAAGGACCUGGAGAUGGCCAGCCAGCGCCUGGAGGAGAAAACCAUCGGCUUUGAAAAGAUGGAGAAGACAAAGACGCGUCUGCAGCAGGAGCUGGAUGAUCUGACUGUUGACCUGGAUCAUCAGAGACAGAUCGUCUCCAACCUGGAGAAGAAGCAGAAAAAGUUUGACCAGAUGCUGGCUGAGGAGAAGAGCAUCUCAGCUCGCUAUGCCGAGGAGCGUGACCGAGCUGAAGCCGAGGCUCGAGAGAAAGAGACCAAAGCUCUGUCCAUGACCAGAGCUCUGGACGAGGCCCUGGAGGCCAAAGAGGAGCUGGAGAGGAUCAACAAGCAGCUCAGAGCUGAAAUGGAAGACCUGAUGAGCUCCAAGGACGACGUGGGCAAAAAUGUCCAUGAGCUGGAGAAAUCCAAGCGCACUCUGGAGCAGCAGCUGGAGGAGAUGAAGACGCAGCUGGAGGAGCUGGAGGACGAGCUUCAGGCCACCGAGGAUGCCAAGCUUCGCCUGGAGGUCAACAUGCAGGCGAUGAAGGCUCAGUACGAGAGGGACCUGCAGGGCCGUGACGACCAGAGCGACGAGAAGAAGAGAGCGCUCGUCAAGCAGGUGCGAGAGAUGGAGGCAGAGCUGGAGGACGAGAGGAAGCAGAGAGCUUUGGCUGUGGCGGCUAAAAAGAAGCUGGAGAUGGAUCUGAAGGACAUCGAGGGUCACAUCGAAGGAGCCAACAAGGCUCGAGAUGAAGCCAUCAAACAGCUGCGUAAAUUACAGGCCCAAAUGAAAGACUACCAGCGGGAGUUAGAAGAUGCUCGAGCAUCCAGAGAUGAUAUUUUUGCCAUAUCGAAGGAAAAUGAGAAGAAACUGAAGAGUCUGGAGGCUGAGAUCGUUCAACUACAUGAGGACCUGGCAGCGUCAGAGAGAGGACGACGUCAUGCAGAGCAGGAACGAGACGAGCUGCAGGAUGAAAUCUCAAACAGCACAUCUGGAAAGGCGGCUCUGAUGGAUGAGAAGAGGAGACUGGAGGCUCGUAUCGCUCAGCUGGAGGAAGAGCUUGAGGAGGAACAGGGCAACAUGGAGCUGCUCAAUGACCGCUUCAGAAAGACGACCAUGCAGGUGGACACUCUGAGCACAGAGCUGAGUGCAGAGCGCAGCACAGCGCAGAAAAGUGAGAACGCUCGUCAGCAGCUGGAGCGUCAGAACAAGGAGCUUCGGGCCAAGCUGGGCGAGCUGGAGGGGUCUGUGAAGAGCAGGUUUAAGGCCUCCAUCACUGCACUGGAGGCUAAGAUCGCACAGCUGGAGGAGCAGUUGGAGCAGGAGGCCAAGGAGCGAGCCGGAGCCAACAAAAUGGUGAGGAGGACUGAGAAGAAGCUCAAAGAAAUCUGCAUGCAGGUGGAGGAUGAGCGCCGCCAUGCUGACCAGUUUAAGGAACAAGUGGAAAAAGCGAACUCUCGCAUGAAGCAGUUGAAGCGUCAGCUGGAGGAAGCAGAGGAGGAGGCGACGAGGGCCAACGCCUCCCGCAGGAAGCUGCAGAGAGAGCUGGAUGACGCCACAGAGGCCAGCGAGGGUCUUAGUAGAGAAGUCCACACGCUCAAGAACCGCCUCAGGCGUGGCGGCCCCAUCAGCUUCUCGUCCAGCCGCUCAGGCAGACGUCAGCUGCAGGUAGAGGGAACGUCUCUGGAUCUCCUCUCUGACGAUGAGCUGGAGAACAAGAUCACAGACAACAACGCCAACGAGACACCAGCUACACAACCCCAGCAGGAGUAGAUCAGAAAAAGCCUUAACUCUUACUCCCCCAGAUCACCUAACAGCCCCAAAACAAACACUAAACACCAUCCUCCCAGCUUGAGUUGACCUUAUAAACAUGGCGGCCAUUUUUAUCUGACACUUAGCUCAGAAUGGGAGGAGCAAACUCUGCUAUCAUCUUAUAAAUCUUGAUUUUUACUCUGUUGGUGGAGGUGGUGUAGGAAUAAGGACUUCUUGAAUUUAUAGGACUUUACAGCAUGUAAGGGUGAAAUAAAAACAGCAGUUCAGCCUUACAUCCUGAGCUCUAAAUCUGAUUAAAAUGGCCACCAUGAGAAUAUGUUGCCGUGAUUUGAUUAAAGGAUUCUCUCCAAGCACAUACAGCAUGAACAAAGCAGGAAAAAAUAUUUUCAAAGUUAAAUCUCAGCUCGAAACGUUAGCAGACACCAGCAGAUGGACUCCCAACCCCCUAAGCCCUUAUUCUGCCUUACCUUUCCUUACCGAGCUGCAGAAAAGACGCGCUUUUCUCCUAAACUGCACAAAAACUGCACAUGAAAAAACAACAAGCCCCUUCUUUCAUUCAUGGAUGUGUUAAAAACUUUGAUUGAGUUGUUCUCAUAGUUCAGUGAGUGUGUCUGGAUGAUAGUUUUAUUUUGUUGGACCAGAAUAACGAGCUGUUUGAAAUGCUUCCGAAUGCUAAAAUGAUAGCAUUGCAAUAUUUAAGAAUGAAGGAUCCGCCUGACUUUAUUUUUUCAUGAAUCUACCAGAGACAGUAUGUCCACCAUAUAAAGGAUUUAGUUAUCUUAGCUGAAAUGUAACUGAAUAGUAUUUUUUAAAACCAUGUGCUCUGAUUGUCUGCUUGCAUAAAAUAGAAAUGUGACUCUAAGCUGCCUCUUUGCCUCAGCGCUACACCAUGUUGCUUUUCUGACGGUAUCUACCAUAUCACAUGACCAUUGUUCCUCUGACGUCACGCUCUGAGUGAGAAGUUUAAAAGCUGGUGCAAAGUUUUACUGCAGUGUUUUAAUGACUCAAAUCAUGAGUAGGUGGGAAAUGGAAACAAUGGGUAGGGAAAAAUCAAGCAACGGAGAUGUUUUUUUCCCACAUAUCCGGGUUAAGUCUGCAGUUAAGACAGGCUUAGCAAGUCAACCCAGACAUCCCUCUCCCUAGCGAGGUUUUCUAGCUCCUCCAAGGCUGUCCUCUGGCCAGAUGAGGUAUAUAAUCUAGAGUCUAGAUCAGGCCCAGAAAAUUCUAGCCUGAUCCUACCUGAGCCGACGCCUGUUCCUUCUGAGCCUGCUCCAUCACAUAAACUGUAUUUACGGGCCCAGGCCAAAUUUUAAUCCUGACAUGUUUUUAGUAAGUUGGCUUUUAAAAUUAAGGUUUUAAACUGCAUUUCUGAGUUGUUUUAAUGGCAGACUUGUGUUCAGAUCAAUCAAUCAAUCCAUGUUUGUAUAGCGCCAAUUUAUAACCAAAGUAAUCUCAAAAGUCUUUACGAAGAGGGCAGGUCUAGACCGUACUCUCUAAUGUGGCCUAUUAUAAUAGACCAGAUGAGAUCUUAAUGGGCACAACACAGAAUAACUGUGGAGUGGAUUGAGCUGGCAGUGCCACUUUUUAACAGCUUUUCCUCCACAGUGAUGUAAUGUUUAGUACAUAAACCAUUCGUAAUUUUAUUGCACUUUUGGAGGCCUUCUUAAUUUAACAGCCAUGACCUGCAGACCUGGGCAGCAGAUCUUGUAAUUUGUCCAGUGGGUGUUCAAUGAGGGAAAUGGAGAAAUAAGAACUAAGGAACAUCUUAAAAAAUGUAUCAGAAAACUAGUCCUGUCUGACAGGAAGUCCCCCACUUGAGCUCAACCCAGCUGUAGCCAAAGGGUAGGGGUAGGGAUCCUGGCCCAAACCAUUUUAAGGCUGCAGGCCAUUUCGUGUCGGCCUCUAAUAUAAGCCUCCAGCAAGUUCUGGGGCUACCCUUGGGUCUCCUCUCAGUUGAACAUGGGCAGAAGGCCUCCAAAAAGAGGCAAAGGACCAGUGGUUCUACUCCAAGAUGUUUGAGCUCCUCACCCUGAGCCAAGAAACCCUCCUGAGGACUCUCAUUUUGACCACAUGGUCUAAUUAUUUUGGUCACUACUUAAAAUGUCAUGACCAAAGUUGAGGGAUGGAAACACAGACUGAUUUGCCUUGGCCUUUACCUCCAUUUUCACCACAACAGUCUGAUACAACACCCACAAAAAUGCACACUUUGCACCAAGUUUGCUGCAGUUUUGUAGUCCAACAACACUAGAUACUUGAACUCCUUCACCAGGGGCAAAGACCAACCUUUGGGGAGUAAUCCACCCUUGGAUUAUUGAACGGCAGACUGCCUACUUGUUCCUCCUGUGUCCAUGGUUUGAUGGUUGAGGCCUCUUUUCUGUCCUGGUCUGAAUGAAUUUUUAGUGUGGAGUUUGUUGACAGGGGAGCUGUUAUUAUUACUCUCAGUAAAGAUGAAUGAUUCAAUGCUAAUGUCAGCUUUUGCCACCCUUUUCUUACUUUUUAUUGUAACUCUAAAUAUCUAACAGUACUCCUUUGAUUUUUGCUUACAUUUCUUGUUUCCGUGGCUGUUUAUUUAGGGUUAAAAUAACAUAAAACAUCUCCUUAAGGAACCUGAAACCCCACAGCUUUAGCAGCUUUUCUCACUCGCAGCCUGACAUCAGAGAAAAAUGUCACUGUGUGACUAUGGCGACUUGGUUCCUCGUGUUUGACAGCAGGUCGGUGUUGACUUGUAAUUACUCGCUCACAGCAGCGACCCGAGCAUGUUCUUUUGCUUCUUUCUCGUUCUUCUUCUGUGCCUUUUUCCACUCAUCUUAAACUGAAAAACAUUUAUGCCACAUAUACUGUUCAUGUACUGACCUAAUGUCAUGAAGGUAUUUUCAUAAAAUAUUCAUUAUUUUGCAUAUAUCAUGAAAUGUUUGUGGGAUUUUCUUUGAUUUGUAAGUGCUGCUACAGCAGUGAUUGAUAUGUCCGGCCGUGCAGGAGUGUUCGAUGACUUUUCUUAUCGAUAACUUUUAUACGUUUUGAGUUAUUAAGGUUGAAAAACAAUAGACAGAAACUGUAUUUAUAUCUCUGCUAUUGUAAACAGUACAAAGUCCAUCAAAAUGCUCAGUAUUCAUCGUUGACUGACUGUACCAGUGCUCACUAUUAUGACAUGUACAGUUUAUGACUUAUUAGGAGCUAAAAUACAUUAAAGUCUAUUGAGCCCAGUUUAA
Molecule: messenger RNA, 9459 nt
Organism: Cheilinus undulatus (humphead wrasse)
Lineage: Eukaryota; Metazoa; Chordata; Actinopteri; Labriformes; Labridae
Product: myosin-10
Exons: 42
Coding region: 245-6250 (2001 amino acids)
Cellular component (GO): myosin complex
Molecular function (GO): ATP binding; actin filament binding; cytoskeletal motor activity
Source: RefSeq, a predicted model, not a curated record